AUGGCGAGAAUAAUCUCCAACGACGACGACGACAACAACAACAAUGAAGCUUCAGAGGUUGAUGAUACUAACGCAUCAAAAGAUGAAGGUGAAGCUAGAGGUCGUAUUAAAAAGGGGCCUUGGACGCCAGCAGAAGAUACAAUUUUGAUAGAGUACGUGAAGAAAUAUGGUGAAGGGAAUUGGAAUUCUGUGCAGAAGAAUUCUGGUUUAUUAAGGUGUGGCAAAAGUUGCAGACUUAGAUGGGCCAACCAUCUAAGGCCUAAUCUGAAAAAGGGUGCAUUUUCUUCAGAAGAAGAACAAAUCAUCAUUGAUCUUCAUGCUAAGCUUGGAAACAAAUGGGCUAGAAUGGCCGCACAGUUACCUGGGAGGACCGACAAUGAAAUAAAGAACUUUUGGAACACCAGAAUGAAAAGGCGCCAGAGAGCAGGUUUACCACUUUACCCACCAGAAGUCCAUGCAGAAGCCACUGCAUAUCACCUACAACAGCAGCAUUACUUUGAACAACCUUUCUCUUCUUCAUCUUCAUCAUUCUCUGUUCUCCUAUCUUCAUGCUACCCUAAGAAGCUCAAUGAACCAACUCAUUAUUCUGCUGCAAAUCCUCUACAGAAUCACCCUGAUUCUGCUAACUGUUUCACCAAUCCAUGUCCUCAAUUCAAGUUUUCCAAUGAAAACAGAGAAGACAGAAACCUUGCUUUGCCAUCCUCCACUCUUUUCAACCAGAGUUUUGCUAGUGGAAGCUAUAAUCAUGACUUCAUAGCAGGAUCUGAUCCAUAUGAACCCCUUCCUUUAGUGCCAGGCUCAACUACUGAGAUAUCUUCAAGCCAAACAGCACCUGGCUCGGCCACCCCUGCUUCAUCCUAUGCUAGUGGUGUUGAUGGCUUGAUGGGAGCUUCAAGCAUUGUUAAUGAUAACUAUGAAGUUGCACCAUUAUCACCUCAAGGAAACAGUGGUCUGUUGGAUGCUCUAGUAGUGGAGGCUCGAGGUCUUUCUCGCAAUGACAAGUCCAAGAGUGAGUGUUCAAGGCCUUGUAAAAGAAAAAGUAUGGCGCCUCAGGAACACACAGAGGAGGGAGGUAUUGUGCCUGCUAUGUCAGCCAUGAAGCAGAACAGUGGUGACACCACUAAUGAAACACAGAGGGAUGAUUUUAGUUCUUCUCUAUUGUCAACAGGGAAGAAACUAGCUGGCGAGGAUUCAUUGGAAGAGAUGAAUUCCAUGGACGAUGACUUGUUUAGCCUACUCAAUAAUUUUCCCUCAGAAAUGCCAAUGCCUGAGUGGUACCGUAGAGGAGAAAGUCAGUCAUUGGGACUUGAAACUCAACCCGAUACUUCACCUGACCCCACAGAUCAAGAAUUUGCUUGGACUCUCGGAACUUGCUGGAACAACAUGCCUGGCAUAUGUUAA
Gastrolobium bilobum is the source of this 1401-nucleotide messenger RNA. RefSeq names its product transcription factor MYB101-like. Bases 1 to 1401 code for a protein of 466 amino acids. Lineage: Eukaryota; Viridiplantae; Streptophyta; Magnoliopsida; Fabales; Fabaceae. The transcript has 3 exons. The record is from RefSeq and is a predicted model, not a curated record.